AGAGCAUGUGGUCACAUGUCUUACUUCAAUGGAGGAGGAGGAGGAAUGGGAAGUUGGACUAAUCAACGCCCUUGGAGAAGCUCACCCAACCGAGUUGAAAAUUUAAUAGUCCAACUGGCAGAAAUGAUAAAGAAAAUUCCUAGAAUUUACCCAUUCGUUCAGCCAUACAUUCCCACCACAACCGCGUUCUGCUUCUGUCAUCAUAUAUGUAGACCAGAAGCGUUAGCCUGUCUCUUGCCUUCUUCUUUUCCACUUCUUGACCAUUUCAAGUUUUGUGUCUAUCCUAUAGAUCAUAUACAGCCCCAGGUUUCUCCUUCUAGUUUCACACUUUCACUUGCAUUUCAUCCAUUGUCUGGGUUUUUUUAAGGUUUAUAUUCCAUCAUAAGAAAUAGAGCAACCCAGUUGAUAUUUAUUUUGAUAAUGUUUCUUCCUAGAGCUAUUUAUGCUUUGACCAUUCUGGUUUCCACGCUUCUAUCGUCUGGCAGUGCAAUUCGAUCAUUUCCGACCAAGCCGACAUGUGUUGGAGAAGAAUCACACGGCGGAUUUGGCAUGUCUAUUCAAUUCUCUGAGGCACCAGAGUACCAAAACGAACCCAAAUGCGCUGCCCUGGCAAGAGAGAGUAUGCUCUCUGUCUGUGACCCUUCACUUGUUCACAUCGCCAUGGCUAUCGAUUUUCAGUACUUGAGAGGCUCUGUCGCGGCUGUACAUUCAAUUCUCAAACACACUUCUUGCCCUGAAAAUAUAUUCUUUCAUUUCAUUGCUUCUGAUUCUAGCUUGGUGAAUAUAGCAGAGCUUACUCGGAUUGUACGGACGACGUUCCCUUCCGUGAGUUACAAAGUUUACAUCUUCAAGGAAAGUACAGUCCAGAGUCGAAUAUCAUCUUCCAUUCGUCAGGCUCUUGAUAGCCCAUUAAACUAUGCAAGAAGCUACUUGGCCGACAUAAUUGAACCCUGCGUUGAACGUGUAAUUUAUCUAGAUUCCGAUGUCAUUGUUGUCGACGACAUCCAGAAGCUGUGGGGGAUUCCUCUGACUGGGUCAAGAACAAUUGGGGCUCCCGAAUACUGUCGUGCAAACUUCACCAGGUACUUCUCUGAUGAGUUUUGGUCCGACCCUGAUUUAGCCAAGGUUGUUGAAGGGAAAACACCUUGUUAUUUCAACACGGGUGUGAUGGUGAUGGAUUUGGUGAGAUGGAGAGAGGGCGACUACACAAGAAAGAUUGAGAAAUGGAUGGAAAUUCAGAAAGAGAGGAGGAUCUAUGAGUUGGGUUCUCUUCCGCCAUUUUUGUUGGUUUUUGGUGGAGAUAUCGAGGCAAUUGAUCAUAGGUGGAAUCAGCAUGGGCUUGGUGGGGACAAUGUUGUGAGUAAUUGCAGGUCUUUGCAUCCAGGUCCUGUGAGUUUGCUGCACUGGAGCGGCAAGGGGAAGCCAUGGGCUAGGCUUGAUGGGAGGACACCUUGCCCAGUUGAUUAUCUUUGGGCUCCUUAUGAUCUGUACAAACCCCAACCCCACAGACCAUCCUCAGCACCAUCAUCAUCCAAAGUAAAAACAACAGUGACUCACACAUUCUUCUAGUACAGUAUAAUGCGAUUCUUUAAAUUCUUUAUACGAUCAAUAUAUGAUAUUCAUUUAUGUAUAUACAGAACCAGCAAACUCGGCGGAAAUUUUGUAUCGGAUUUUUUUUUUUUCAAUGGUUUUUGGUUGAGAACAAAUUUGGCAGUGAGUUGUCUCAUGUAAUGGAAGAACCCCAUACUUCAGUGUAGCUUCUUAAAAGCAGAAAACAUGUUAUCUGUAAA
Molecule: messenger RNA, 1790 nt
Organism: Carya illinoinensis
Lineage: Eukaryota; Viridiplantae; Streptophyta; Magnoliopsida; Fagales; Juglandaceae
Product: probable galacturonosyltransferase-like 10
Exons: 1
Coding region: 421-1569 (382 amino acids)
Cellular component (GO): Golgi apparatus
Molecular function (GO): glycosyltransferase activity
Source: RefSeq, a predicted model, not a curated record